This is a messenger RNA of Pyrus x bretschneideri (Chinese white pear), 4604 nucleotides long. RefSeq names its product protein TOPLESS-RELATED PROTEIN 2. Lineage: Eukaryota; Viridiplantae; Streptophyta; Magnoliopsida; Rosales; Rosaceae. The record is from RefSeq and is a predicted model, not a curated record. The coding region runs from base 865 to 4269 and encodes 1134 amino acids. Gene Ontology annotation, biological process: regulation of DNA-templated transcription. The transcript is spliced from 24 exons. Gene Ontology annotation, molecular function: protein binding.
ACAGAGUGCCCCAGAAAAAGCAGAGAACAGCACAGGCUUUGUUUUUGUCCUAGAGAGAGAAAAAAGUAUAUAAAGAUAGAGAAAGAGAAAGAGAUAGAUACAAAGUAAACAUUUUUAGAGAGAGAAAGUAAAAGGGUUGUUGCAGAGUUUAGCUGCAAAGCCCGCACACAUAGGGAGAGCAGGGAGAGACAGAGAGAGAGAGAGAGAGGGGAGAAGAACAGCAAAAGAGCUUCACAAGGAAACCCUAACCCUAGAAAAAAAAUGUUUCAUUUUGCGUCCCUCUGGUGACCCAGUAAGGCUCUGUUAUUUUUCUCUCAGCUUUGAUUUACAUGCCAUGUGAAGGAAGACAGAUUUCCACAAUAAUUUGUAAAAUCCCAGCUUCAAAAUUUGCGGUCUUUGUGUUUAACUUAUGCUGCCGCAUGUGGGCUUGUACUAAAUGUUGGAUCUUUGUUGUAGAGGCUGAAAUUUCAGGCUUAUUGGGGGUUUAUCUCAACUGGAUUGCUUGAACUAGAGGUUUUCUGGUUUUGUUUUUUAUUUGGGUAUUUUGUGCCUUUUUUCCUGUGGAAUUUUUCUGCUUUUUCUGAAAAUUUGUCUGGAGAUUAGAGGCAUUAAGAAAUUUAGAUGAUUGUGGGUUCUUUCUCUGCAUAACUUGGUGAUUUGAGGACGUCUUUGAUGAAUGGUUUGAAAUAAAGCUUCUUACUUUGUGCGCCAGAAGUGAGGUGAAGAAGAAGAAAUAGCUUCUGGAAGUUAAAGAUUUCUCAUUGUCUGUUUGGAUCCGGCUAGUGGUUCGGGUUGAACCCAAAUAAAUUGCAGUUGAUUUACUCUCUGAUCUUUGCGCUGGAGCGGUUAGGAUUACCGGGGGCAAUGUCUUCGUUAAGCAGGGAGCUGGUAUUCCUGAUCUUACAGUUCUUAGAUGAGGAGAAGUUCAAGGAAACAGUUCAUAAGCUUGAGCAAGAGUCUGGUUUUUUCUUCAAUAUGAAGCAUUUUGAGGACCAAGUCCAGGCCGGAGAGUGGGAUGAAGUUGAGCGCUAUUUGUGUGGCUUCACUAAAGUUGAAGACAACCGGUAUUCAAUGAAGAUUUUUUUUGAAAUUAGGAAGCAGAAGUAUUUGGAAGCUCUUGACAGGCAGGAUAGGGCAAGGGCUGUUGAGAUUCUUGUGAAGGACCUUAAGGUUUUUUCAUCAUUUAAUGAGGAACUUUUCAAGGAGAUCACCCAGUUGCUUACUCUUGAUAACUUUAGGCAAAAUGAGCAGCUUUCCAAGUAUGGAGAUACAAAAUCGGCUCGGAAUAUCAUGCUUAUAGAACUUAAAAAGCUCAUUGAGGCAAACCCAUUAUUUCGUGAUAAGCUUGCAUUCCCAGCCUUCAAAAGUUCACGACUUCGAACGUUAAUCAACCAGAGUCUCAAUUGGCAGCACCAGCUUUGCAAGAAUCCCCGUCCAAACCCUGAUAUUAAAACACUAUUUAUGGAUCAUUCUUGCACUCCAACUGCUAACGGAUCUCGUCCUCCACCCACAAAUAGUCCCCUUGUAGGACCAAUUCCAAAGGCUGGUGCAUUUCCUCCUAUUGCUGCCCUUGGUCCAUUUCAACCUGUUGUCUCCCCAUCUCCUGGUGCCAUUGCUGGGUGGAUGUCAAGCACUAACCCUCCUUUGCCCCACCCUGGUGUUGCAGCAGCUCCUCCUGGUAUGCAGCCUUCUAGUGCAGCUGCUUUCCUGAAGCACCCAAGGACCCCUACAGGUGUUACAGGGAUGGAUUAUCAAUCAGCUGAUUCAGAGCACUUGAUGAAGCGUAUUCGCACUGGUCAAGCUGAUGAGGUAUCCUUUUCUGGUGUGAUGCAUAAUUCCAAUGUCUAUUCACAAGAUGACCUUCCCAAGGCUGUUGUUCGUACCCUUAGUCAAGGAUCUAAUGUGAUGAGCAUGGACUUCCAUCCACAACAACAAACUAUUCUUCUAGUUGGAACAAAUGUUGGUGAUAUCAGCCUCUGGGAAGUAGGGUCCCGGGAGAGGUUGGUACAUAAGCCUUUCAAGGUUUGGGAUAUACAAACUGCGUCAACACCGUUGCAGACAGCUCUGGUGAAUGAUGCUGCAAUAUCAGUUAAUCGUUGUGUAUGGGCGCCAGAUGGGUUUAUGUUGGGUGUUGCAUUUUCUAAGCACAUUGUUCAGAUAUAUAAUUACAAUCCAACUGGAGACCUGAGACAGCAUUUGGAGAUUGAUGCUCAUGUUGGUGGUGUUAAUGACAUUGCAUUCGCUCACCCCAACAAGCAAUUGUGUAUUGUUACAUGUGGAGAUGAUAGAGUGAUUAAGGUAUGGGAUGCUGUAGCCGGACGCAAACAGUAUACAUUUGAAGGCCAUGAAGCUCCUGUGUAUUCAGUGUGCCCUCAUUACAAAGAAAAUAUCCAGUUCAUUUUUUCAACUGCCAUUGAUGGGAAAAUUAAAGCUUGGCUAUAUGAUUGCUUGGGAUCACGAGUGGAUUAUGAUGCUCCUGGACUUUGGUGCACUAUGAUGUCAUAUAGUGCAGACGGAACCAGACUCUUCUCAUGUGGAACAAGUAAAGAAGGUGAAUCCCAUCUGGUGGAGUGGAAUGAGAGUGAAGGGGCUAUCAAAAGGACAUAUUCUGGUUUUAGAAAACGCUCUUUAGAUGUUGUUCAAUUUGACACAACAAGGAACCGAUUCUUAGCUGCUGGUGAUGACUUUCAAAUUAAGUUCUGGGAUAUGGACAAUACCAAUGUGUUGACAGCUGUGGAUGCAGAUGGCGGUUUGCCUCCUAGUCCUAGACUGAGAUUCAAUAAAGAAGGGUCACUGUUGGCUGUAACAACAAAUGACAGUGGUAUUAAGAUUUUAGCAAAUAAUGAUGGCUUGCGCUUGAUUAGAAUGUUGGAGGGAAGGGCUAUGGAGAAAAAUAGAGGCACUACUGAGCCCAUCAACUCUAAGCAGCCUCUGAUGGUCAAUGCAAUAGGCGCCAUUGUGAAUGUUCCUAACACUGUUGCUCCAGCCCUGGAACGUCCUGAUAGAAUACAACCAACUGUGUCUAUCAGUCAUCUAGGUACUAUGGAGAACAGCAGGCUUGUUGAUGUUAAACCACGGAUUUCUGAUGAUAUAGACAAGAUUAAGAGCUGGAAAAUUUCUGAUGUUGCGGAUCCCUCUCAAAUGAAAGCUCUCCGACUUCCUGACUCUACAAUUGCUGGAAAGAUUGUGAGACUAAUGUACACCAACAAUGGCCUGGCUUUGUUAGCCCUUGCCUCCAAUGCUGUUCACAAGCUUUGGAAAUGGCAGCGUAAUGAAAGGAAUCCAUCCGGGAAGGCUACUGCAUAUGUUGCACCACAGUUGUGGCAGCCUCCCAAUGGAACUCUUAUGACUAACGAUGUAAAUGACAAUAAACCAGCUGAGGAGUCUACUGCGUGCAUUGCUUUAUCCAAGAAUGAUUCUUACGUCAUGUCCGCAUCUGGUGGGAAGGUCUCUUUGUUCAACAUGAUGACAUUUAAGGUCAUGACAACAUUUGUAUCUCCCCCUCCCGCAGCCACUUUUUUGGCAUUUCAUCCUCAAGACAAUAAUAUAAUUGCAAUUGGCAUGGAGGAUUCUACUAUAUUAAUAUAUAAUGUUAGGGUUGAUGAUGUCAAAACCAAACUGAAAGGUCACCAGAAUCGGAUUACUGGCCUUGCAUUUUCCCAAAUUCAUAAUGUACUGGUAUCUUCAGGUGCUGAUACCCAGUUAUGUGUGUGGAGCAUUGAUGGAUGGGAGAAAAAGAAAACAAGGUUCAUACAAGCACCAGCUGGUCGCCAACCCCCGAUGGUUGGAGAAACAAAAGUUCAGUUUCAUAAUGAUCACACACACCUGUUGGUUGCCCAUGAAAGCCAAAUUGCUGUGUAUGAUUGCAAGCUUGAAUGUUUGUGCUCUUGGUCUCUGAAAGAUGCACUCACUGCUCCCAUAUCAAGUGCAAUAUAUUCAUGCGAUGGUCUACUGGUUUAUGCUUCUUUUUGUGACGGUGCUGUUGGAGUUUUUGAUGCUGAUACCUUAAGACUGAGAUGUCGAAUAGCACCUACUGCUUAUAUACCAUCAUUUUCUCUCAGCGGAAACCCCAGCUAUGCUUUGGUUAUAGCAGCUCAUCCGUCUGAGCCUAAUCAGAUUGCACUUGGCAUGACUGACGGCUCAGUGCAUGUAGUUGAACCAUCUGAGGCAGAGCUGAAGUGGGGUGGGGCGCCCCCUCAAGACAACGGCCCUUCCAAUUCGUCAAAUCCUUCUCCUAGCGGUCAAGCAUCUGAGCAUCCUUCCCGGUGAUGGUGGCAUCGAUGAAACGAAGGAUAGACAUGAAUUUCAUGGUGCAGUUUCAGGAAUUUUAGUUAGUACAUUUUCCAAUUUUUCGUUAAUUUGAGCCAUUGCUUUGGUUCACGGCUGCUUAUUAUUCUAUGUAAAUCUUGUAUUUGUUUUGUUGAAUGAAGUUGUAGGGAGGGAGAGUAUGAAUCUCUUAUAUUUUCAUCGCCAGAAUGUGUUGGAAGACACCAUGAAAAGGCCAACUUGUCUUCCGGCAGUAUUUUAGGUUGUUUUAUUCCCUUUAAUACGUAAUUAUAGUAUACAUAAGUAAAUGGUUUUUGGAAUGAAUUAUUGUUUUAUUA